AUACUUACCUCAGUUUUUUUGCUAAAUUUAGACUAGAAUUUAAAUUAGAAAAGGUUUUAGGAAUCGCUUACACAUGGAAUGCUAUCCUUCUGCUUGACGAAGUGGAUAUUUAUCUAGAAAGACGUAGUACAUCCGACAUUAACCAAAUUUGGACAAAUUUAAGCAAUCGUGCCAAACUUAAUUUCAAAAUAACUGCUCAAAUUCUUGACAAAAAAUUAAAUGGUCGAGCGAUUCGUAAUGUUCUUCACAUCGCUCGAAUGUUUGCUGAAAGUGAAGAAGAAGAUUUAACAUCUGAACAUGUUAUUACGAUUAUUGACAAUUACAAGAAAGAUUUAGAUCAGCUGGGCAUUGCACCCUAA
Racocetra fulgida is the source of this 359-nucleotide messenger RNA. The record is from the annotation of a GenBank genome assembly. Lineage: Eukaryota; Fungi; Glomeromycota; Glomeromycetes; Diversisporales; Gigasporaceae.